Closterium sp. NIES-65 is the source of this 1005-nucleotide messenger RNA. The record is from the annotation of a GenBank genome assembly. NCBI's taxonomy places the organism in Eukaryota, Viridiplantae, Streptophyta, Zygnematophyceae, Desmidiales, Closteriaceae.
AUGCCUCUGCUCUCCAUCUUUCGAAGCUUUGUGAACACGUCGUCUGGAUUGGUUGAUUCCCAAGCUCGCACUGUUUGGGAAUCAGUUACUCGCGAAAGCACGAUUUACGCCAUCUCCGUCCUACGUGAAGCGUUAUUUAACAAGGCUGGAGCCUUGUUUGAACACGUCCAUAGCUCCCACGACAAGAGUUGGGACCACCCCGCGUCUGCCGCGCAAUCCCCUCCAUCAACCGACGCGUUUGCGCGUUCUCCAGCUGCGGAAACAGCAGACGAGCACGGUUCAGACACAACACCCACGCGAGGAGCCGCGGAGGCAGCGACGGCGGAAGGCGAGAGUCAGUCUGUAUGUCAGGUUCUGCGGUGGGGCCAGAAGAAGCGGUUGAGGUACGUUCGCAGUCAAAACCCUACCACCACCAGCCCUCCUUCCCAUCCUUCCGUGCUGGCUGGCGCUCCUGUGUCGAGUAUUGCAGCGAUCUCUGCAGUCCGCGCAGUGUGUAAGGACGAGAAGAAGGGUGCGUGGGAGGAGGAGUGGAGGGAGAGCGGCGAGCGUGCGGGAGAGGAUGCAUGCCGGUUGCGGGUUGCAUGCGGGAGAGGGGCGAAGAAGGGCGGAGAAGCGUGCGAGAUGGAGGGAGCGGAGGAGAAUAAAGCAGCGGUAAACAGGAUGGAGGGAGAAUCGGUGAAGGAAGAGGCUGGACCAGCGGCGGCGGCGGCAGCUGCGGCAGCAGCGUUGCCAACAGCAGCAGAAGCAGCUGCUGUGGUUCCCAAGUUUCUCAUCAGCUUGUCGCGCGUUGAAAAGGAGGAAGAUUUCUGGGCCAUACGAGGAGGGAGGCUUCCUCUGCGCCCGAAGAAGCGAUCAAAAGCAGCGGAGAAAGGUGUCCAGCGUCUUCAACCUGGCGCUUGGCUGACUGGAGUGUGUUGCGAGCGGUAUCAAGUGAGAGAGCGGAAAUCAAAAAAGAAAACCCGUGGUCUUCGUGGGAUGAGCGGGAGAGGAAGCGAUACAGAGUGA